This is a messenger RNA of Dovyalis caffra, 264 nucleotides long. The record is from the annotation of a GenBank genome assembly. Lineage: Eukaryota; Viridiplantae; Streptophyta; Magnoliopsida; Malpighiales; Salicaceae.
AUGCCAUCACGCUUAAUCCCUCCUUUACUCCCACCCCAAAUUCCUCCUCCUCUCCCCUACCACCACCGCCGCUCUUCCAGCCUCAUCACUCCCAUCGCCGCUGCCACAACCGCCGCCUUCUCUUUCCUCCUCCUCUUUGUCAUCUGCUUCCGAAAAAUCACUCGUAAACGCACUGUCCCUACGGACUUCUCCAAACCCCCCACCGCUUCUCCUACACCACUCUCCGUCGCGCCACGAACAACUUCUCCCCUUCUCUUCGCUUAG